AUGUCCCGUCGAGGUCUUGCGGUCUUGGGUCUGGCAGCUGCUGGAGGCGCUGGAUACUAUCUCUAUAGUGCUGGUGGCGACCCAAAGGCAGCCGAGAAGCACUUUGAAGCCGAUGCCCACAAAGCUUCUGCAAAGAUUAGAGGCGAGCUACCUGGUAGAGGGAAGGAAGUAGAGAAGAGGGGAGAAGCAUAUCUGAAUCAAGCUGAGAGUCAAGUCAACCAAGCUGCCGCUGAUACCCGAAGAAAGUUGGAGCAAGGCAAGGCGGAGGCCGAAAAGCAAUGGCAACAGGGCAAGGCGGACGUUGAGAAGAAAUACGCGGAAGGCAAGAAGGAAGCAGGUGACCUGUUACACCGUACCGAACGCGAGAUCAACAAAGGCAUCGACACCUUCGACAAGACCGUGGAAAAGAAAGCCGCCGAGGCGAAGAGCGGUCUCUCAAGCUGGUUCGGUGGCAAGUAA
This is a messenger RNA of Lithohypha guttulata, 459 nucleotides long. RefSeq lists its product as uncharacterized. The record is from RefSeq and is a predicted model, not a curated record. NCBI's taxonomy places the organism in Eukaryota, Fungi, Ascomycota, Eurotiomycetes, Chaetothyriales, Trichomeriaceae. The transcript has 4 exons. Bases 1 to 459 code for a protein of 152 amino acids.